Messenger RNA from Suncus etruscus (white-toothed pygmy shrew), 7851 nucleotides. It is a transcript of the gene LRP4, whose product is annotated as LDL receptor related protein 4. Gene Ontology annotation, molecular function: protein binding; calcium ion binding. The transcript has 38 exons. NCBI's taxonomy places the organism in Eukaryota, Metazoa, Chordata, Mammalia, Eulipotyphla, Soricidae. The record is from RefSeq and is a predicted model, not a curated record. Bases 48 to 5774 code for a protein of 1908 amino acids.
ACCCCCACCCCGGGGCCGGCAGCGCCGGGGUGGCCGCGGCGUGCACCAUGAGGCAGCCGUGGGGCGCGCUGCUGCUGCUGCUUCUGCUCGGCGCCCUGCUCUGCGCACACGGUCGAGCCAGCAGCCCUGAGUGUGCUUGUGGCCGGAGUCACUUCACGUGUGCAGUGAGUGCCCUGGGCGAGUGUACCUGCAUCCCCGCCCAAUGGCAGUGUGACGGUGACAAUGACUGUGGGGACCACAGCGAUGAGGACGGAUGCAUGCUGCCCACCUGUUCCCCUCUUGACUUCCACUGUGACAACGGCAAAUGCAUUCGCCGCUCCUGGGUGUGCGACGGAGACAAUGACUGUGAGGACGACUCAGAUGAGCAGGACUGCCCCCCCCGGGAGUGUGAAGAAGACGAAUUCCCUUGCCAGAACGGCUACUGCAUCCGGAGUCUGUGGCACUGUGAUGGCGAUAAUGACUGUGGAGACAACAGUGAUGAGCAAUGCGACAUGCGCAAGUGUUCAGACAAGGAAUUCCGCUGCAGCGAUGGGAGCUGCAUCGCGGGACACUGGUACUGCGAUGGGGACACAGACUGUAAGGACGGCUCAGACGAGGAGAGCUGCCCCUCAGCAGUGCCCGCACCCCCCUGCAACCUAGAGGAAUUCCAGUGCGCCUAUGGCCGCUGCAUCCUGGAUAUCUACCACUGCGAUGGCGAUGAUGACUGCGGAGACUGGUCCGACGAAUCUGACUGCUCCUCCCACCAGCCUUGUCGUUCUGGGGAAUUCAUGUGUGACAGUGGCUUGUGCAUCAAUGCCGGCUGGCGCUGUGAUGGAGACGCAGACUGUGAUGACCAAUCGGAUGAGCGCAACUGCACCACCUCCAUGUGUACAGCCGAGCAGUUCCGCUGUCGGUCGGGUCGCUGCGUCCGCCUGUCCUGGCGCUGUGAUGGAGAGGAUGACUGUGCUGACAACAGCGAUGAAGAGAACUGUGAGAACACAGGGAGCCCUCAAUGUGCCUCCGACCAGUUCCUGUGUUGGAACGGGCGCUGCAUCGGGCAGAGGAAGCUGUGCAACGGGGUGAAUGAUUGCGGUGACAGCAGUGACGAAAGCCCAAGGCAGAACUGCCGGCCCCGGACAGGCGAGGAGAACUGUGGUGUUGACAACGGUGGCUGUGCCCAGAAGUGCCAGAUGGUGCGGGGGGUGGUACAGUGUACCUGCCACACUGGCUAUCGGCUCUCAGAGGACGGACACACUUGCCAGGAUGUGAAUGAAUGUGCCGAGGAGGGUUACUGCAGCCAAGGUUGCACCAACAGCGAAGGUGCCUUCCAGUGCUGGUGCGAAGCCGGCUACGAACUGCGGCCCGACAGGCGCAGCUGCAAGGCUCUGGGGCCAGAGCCAGUGCUACUGUUUGCCAAUCGCAUCGACAUCCGGCAGGUGCUGCCGCACCGCUCCGAGUACACGCUGCUGCUCAAUGACCUGGAGAACGCCAUCGCCCUGGACUUCCACCACCGACGGGAGCUGGUUUUCUGGUCAGAUGUCACCCUGGACCGCAUCCUCCGGGCCAACCUCAAUGGCAGCAACGUGGAGGAGGUCGUGUCCACGGGGCUGGAGAGUCCAGGGGGCCUAGCCGUGGACUGGGUCCACGACAAGCUCUAUUGGACCGACUCCGGAACAUCAAGGAUCGAAGUGGCCAACCUGGACGGGACUCACCGGAAAGUGCUGUUGUGGCAAGAUCUGGAGAAGCCCCGGGCCAUUGCCUUGCACCCCAUGGAGGGGACCAUCUACUGGACAGAUUGGGGCAACACGCCCCGCAUCGAGGCCUCCAGCAUGGAUGGCUCCAGGCGCCGCAUCAUCGCCGAUACUCAUCUCUUCUGGCCCAAUGGUCUCACCAUUGACUAUGCCGGGCACCGCAUGUACUGGGUGGAUGCCAAGCACCACGUUAUCGAGAGGGCCAAUCUGGACGGGAGUCACCGAAAGGCUGUCAUUAGCCAGGGCCUCCCGCACCCCUUUGCCAUCACAGUGUUUGAAGACAGCUUAUACUGGACAGACUGGCACACCAAGAGCAUUAAUAGUGCCAACAAAUUUACUGGCAAGAACCAGGAGAUCAUUCGUAACAAGCUCCAUUUCCCCAUGGACAUCCAUACCUUGCACCCUCAGCGCCAGCCUGCAGGGAAGAACCGCUGUGGGGACAACAAUGGAGGCUGCACACAUCUGUGCCUUCCCAGUGGCCAGAACUACACCUGUGCCUGCCCCACGGGCUUCCGCAAGAUCAGCAGUCACGCCUGUGCCCAGAGUCUUGACAAGUUCCUGCUUUUUGCCCGAAGGAUGGACAUCCGUCGGAUCAGCUUCGACACCGAGGACCUGUCCGACGACGUCAUCCCACUGGCUGACGUGCGCAGUGCUGUGGCCCUCGACUGGGACUCCCGGGACGACCAUGUGUACUGGACGGACGUCAGCACUGACACCAUCAGCAGGGCCAAAUGGGAUGGAACCAGACAGGAGGUGGUGGUGGACACCAGUUUGGAGAGCCCUGCUGGCCUAGCCAUCGAUUGGGUUACCAAUAAGCUCUACUGGACGGACGCAGGGACAGACCGGAUUGAAGUGGCCAACACAGAUGGUAGCAUGAGGACAGUGCUCAUCUGGGAGAGCCUCGAUAGGCCCCGGGACAUCGUGGUGGAGCCCAUGGGCGGGUACAUGUACUGGACUGACUGGGGUGCCAGCCCUAAGAUUGAGCGAGCUGGUAUGGAUGCCUCAGACCGCCAGGUCAUCAUCUCCUCCAAUCUGACCUGGCCCAACGGCUUAGCCAUCGACUAUGGCUCACAGCGGCUGUACUGGGCUGACGCAGGCAUGAAGACCAUUGAAUUCGCAGGGCUGGAUGGCAGCAAGAGGAAGGUGCUGAUCGGAAGCCAGCUCCCCCACCCAUUUGGGCUGACCCUGUACGGAGAACGCAUCUAUUGGACCGACUGGCAGACCAAGAGUAUUCAGAGCGCCGACAGGCUCACAGGGUUGGACCGGGAGACCCUGCAGGAGAACUUGGAGAACCUCAUGGACAUUCAUGUCUUCCACCGCCAGCGGCCCCCCGUGUCCACACCCUGCUCUACAGGGAAUGGCGGCUGCAGCCACCUGUGCCUACGCUCCCCCAAUCCAAGUGGCUUCAGCUGUACCUGCCCCACAGGCAUCAACCUGAGGCCUGAUGGCAAGACCUGCUCCCCAGGUAUGAACAGUUUCCUCAUCUUCGCCAGGAGGAUCGACAUCCGCAUGGUCUCCUUGGACAUCCCUUACUUUGCGGACGUGGUGGUGCCCAUCAACAUGACCAUGAAGAACACUAUUGCGGUUGGAGUGGACCCUCAGGAAGGCAAAGUGUACUGGUCGGAUAGCACACUGCACCGUAUCAGCCGCGCCAGUCUGGAUGGCUCCCACCAUGAGGACCUCAUCACUACAGGUCUGCAAACCACAGAUGGGCUUGCCGUGGAUGCCAUCGGCCGGAAAGUCUAUUGGACAGACACUGGGACCAACCGGAUUGAAGUGGGCAACCUGGACGGGUCCAUGCGGAAAGUGUUGGUGUGGCAGAAUCUUGACAGUCCUCGGGCCAUCGUUCUGUACCAUGAGAUGGGGUUCAUGUACUGGACAGACUGGGGGGAGCACGCCAAGCUAGAGAGAUCUGGAAUGGAUGGCUCUGAGCGGACUGUGCUCAUCAGCAACAACCUCGGAUGGCCCAAUGGACUGACCGUGGACAAGGCCGGUGCCCAGCUGCUCUGGGCUGAUGCCCAUACCGAGAGAAUUGAGGCUGCAGACCUGAAUGGAGCCAAUCGCCAUACGCUGGUAUCCCCAGUGCAGCACCCUUAUGGCCUCACUCUGCUUGGCUCCUACAUCUACUGGACAGAUUGGCAGACGCGCAGCAUCCACCGUGCCGACAAGGGUACUGGCGGCAAUGUCAUCCUGGUGCGGUCCAACCUGCCAGGCCUCAUGGACAUCCAGGCUGUGGACCGCACACAGCCUCUGGGUUUGAACAAGUGUGGCUCCAGGAAUGGCGGCUGCUCCCACCUCUGCCUGCCUCGGCCGUCCGGCUUCUCCUGUGCUUGUCCCACCGGUAUCCAGCUGAGGGGCGAUGGGAAGACCUGCCACCCCUCCCCUGAGGCCUACCUGCUCUUCUCCAGCCGUGGCUCCAUCCGGCGGAUCUCGCUGGACACCAGUGACCACACGGACGUGCACCUGCCCAUCCCCGAGCUCAACAAUGUCAUCUCCCUGGACUACGACAGUGGUGAUGGGAAGGUCUAUUACACUGAUGUGUUCCUGGACGUGAUCAGGCGAGCGGAUCUGAAUGGCAACAAUAUGGAGACAGUGAUCGGACAGGGGUUGAAGACCACCGAUGGGCUGGCGGUGGACUGGGUGGCCAGGAAUCUUUACUGGACAGACACGGGCCGGAACACCAUCGAAGCCUCGAGACUGGAUGGAUCCUGCCGCAAAGUGCUGAUUAACAACAGCUUGGAUGAGCCUCGAGCCAUUGCUGUCUUUCCCAGGAAAGGGUUUCUCUUCUGGACUGACUGGGGCCACAUCGCCAAGAUUGAGCGGGCGAACUCGGAUGGCUCUGAGCGGAAGGUCCUCAUCAACACAGACCUGGGCUGGCCCAACGGCCUUACCCUGGACUAUGACACCCGCAGGAUCUACUGGGUGGAUGCUCAUCUGGACCGGAUAGAAAGCGCUGACCUCAACGGGAAGCUCAGGCAGAUCCUGGUCAGCCACGUGUCCCAUCCCUUUGCUCUGACUCAGCAGGACCGGUGGAUCUACUGGACAGACUGGCAGACCAAGUCGAUCCAGCGUGUUGACAAAUACUCAGGGCGGAACAAGGAGACAGUGCUGGCCAACGUGGAAGGACUCAUGGAUAUCAUUGUGGUGUCCCCACAGCGACAGACAGGAACCAAUGCUUGUGGAGUGAACAAUGGUGGCUGCACCCAUCUCUGCUUUGCCAGAGCCUCGGACUUUGUGUGUGCCUGUCCAGAUGAGCCUGAUGGCCGGCCCUGCUCCCCACUAGUACCUGGCCUUCCCCCAUCUCCCAGGGGUACAAGCAUGAGUGACAAAAACCCAGUGCUACCAAACACACUCCCCACCACCCUGCACUCUUCUACCACCCGAACCCAUACAUCCCUACUGGAAGAAGGAAGAUGCUCUGAAAAGGAUGCCCGACUUGGUCUCUGUGCACCUUCCAACGAGGCUGUUCCUGCUGCCCCAGGGGAAGGACUUCAUGUCAGCUAUGUCAUCGGAGGACUUCUCAUUAUUCUGCUGAUUCUGGUGGUGAUAGCCGCUUUGAUGUUAUACAGACAUAAAAAAUCCAAGUUAACUGAUCCUGGAAUGGGGAACCUGACCUACAGCAACCCCUCCUAUCGAACUUCCACCCAGGAAGUAAAAAUUGAAGCAAUUCCAAAACCAGCCAUGUACAAUCAAUUGUGCUAUAAGAAAGAGGGCGGGCCCGACCAUAACUAUACCAAGGAAAAGAUCAAGAUCGUGGAGGGGAUCUGCCUCCUGUCCGGGGAUGAUGCAGAGUGGGAAGACCUCAAGCAGCUGCGCAGUUCACGGGGAGGCCUUCUUCGGGAUCAUGUGUGCAUGAAGACAGACACAGUGUCCAUCCAGGCCAGCUCCGGCUCGCUGGACGACACAGAAACGGAGCAGCUGCUGCGGGAAGAGCAGUCGGAGUGUGGCAGCAUGCACACCGCAGCCACUCCAGAGAGACGCGGCUCUCUGCCCGACACGGGCUGGAAACAUGAACGCAAGCUCUCCUCAGAGAGCCAGGUCUAAAGGCCUGCAGCCCUUUUCCUCCCUGCCUGGUUCUUCUCCUCCGUGGACUUCCAGUCCUUGUGCUCGCUUAGCAGCAGGCCCCCGCCCUCGGUGCCCUACUGUGCCGCUUCCUCCCGACUCCAUAGUGGCUCCCCAGCCCUUCUUGGGAGCCUUUUCCGGCCAAGUCCAUAACUAGCUGUCUGUGCACAAGAAAGGAUGUGGCGCCUCGGAGAAUUUAGAGCUGGCAUUUGACCAUGAACCUCAUCUCUUGCACACAGUCUGAGCAGCCCCCUCCCCACAAAUUAGGCGCAGUAAAUGGCCCUUCCUCAGUGCAGAGGUCUACCCUCCCUCAUGGGACCCUCAGAACAGGAGCCACAGAGCUGAUGAAGCCCAAGUCUGAGCAGUUUCCCCCUCAGAGCUGAUCGUCUAACUGGCUUCUCUGAGAAAACUUGUUCAGCAGGGGCUGGGGUAUGUGGCUAAAGAGCAAAAUGAAGGAUAGAGGCUGGGAGGAGGAAUCAGCCCAGCUGGUAUGGGCCUUUGGGAGCCCUUUAGCCUCAAGUGUUGAUAAUCUGAAUAGGCUUUUAGAGGGAGCAGGGCCCUGGGGUCCUCCUGUCCAUUGCUGGUGAUGGAUUGUCAUUCUCACUCAAAGAAUUACUAUUUUCUCAGAUCUGGGUGGGGCUCAGGCUGCUCUCCCUCCUAUUCCCAUGUCUGUAGCCUUGAUUCACCUUCAGAUGACUGAGACCCCCUAGCACAUGGCUGCUGGCUAAUAGAAUACCUGGAGCUGCCACUGGCCAGUACCUUUUCUUAGUCUUUGACUCAAAGUAACCAGGUUGUAAGCCAGUAGCUUGAAUGAAUGUGGGGCCCCACAGUUUGAGUGAAAUAUCUAAGAAGUGGCCAGACUCAACCCAGCAUCUCCUCUGAAUCCUAAUGUUCUGCCAUUCUUAUCCUCAUUCUCUGGGAUGCUGAGCACAGAGAGCCUACAAAAGCUGUUCAAGAAGGGCCAGGUGUUUUCUUAAAUAAUCAUGACAAGUGGUUUAGACUUGGGGUGCCCAGGGCCUAACAGGGAAUAUCCAAGGGGUUGAAUCUCCUGUGUUCUCUCUCAAGUGCUCAGGGAUCUAAGAGAGUGGACAGAGCCUGUGACAAUGGGGAGGCCAAUUUCCCAGUCUGACUUCCUGGCUAAGUGACCCACUGACUUUCUGCACACAGAUAGCACCACCUGGUUCAUGCUCAUUCACACAGCAGAGCUUGUAUCUCACAUUAGUAUCAGGAGAGUUGGGGAAACCCCCACCCCAACUUCACCCCCGCUCCCACACACAGAGUCUUGGAUCCGUCUAAUUUGCUUUUUCUGUGGUGAGGAAGGCUAUAUGAGAAGCAAAGAGGUGUGCCAAGUAGCAAACAUGGCUGAGGGACACCCUGCCACCCCAGAGCAGGACAUAGAGGAGGGGAGGGCUCCUAGGGGGACUUUCAUCUCCUUUGGUUUGGGUAUUAAGAAAUCAGCUGCCAAAUGUGGUAGUGAAGAGGAAGGGAAAGAGCCCCCCCCCCCUUUUCUGGCCUGAUCCCAGACUGCUAGAUCCUCUGUCAGGCCCUGAGGUCUGCUGCCAGUAGCCAGCCCUAGCCGGGCCUGCACAAGACAAGCAGGCCAGUGAAGGAAAUUUUUUUUCCAGACACAAAAUGAGAAAGGUGGGCUGUCUCUUCUGAGGAGAAAAGGGGCCCAUUUCAGACUUGACUGGAGCCAAUGAGAAAAGGAACACUUUCUCCCCUCCUCUCAGGGUGCUAGUUGGGAAAACAGAGAAAGCGGAAAAGUGGCAUCUGCUCAUUGGGAACAGAGGGGCAGAAAGAAUCUGAUUGCACUUGGGCUGUUGAGAAUGUAGAAAGGACAUAUUUGAAGAAAUAUCUAUUCGAGCACUGAUUUACUAUGUAAAAAAAAAAAAAGCAAAAUCUCUCUGUCCUAAACUAAUGGAAGUGAUUCUCCCCGCGCUCACGUGUAAUGGUUUUAACGUUACUCACUGGAGAGAUUGGACUUUCUGGAGUUAUUUAACCACUAUGUUCAGUAUUUUAGGACUUUAUGAUAAUUUAAUAUAAAUUUAGCUUUUCUUAA